Branchiostoma belcheri (Belcher's lancelet) is the source of this 2264-nucleotide messenger RNA. RefSeq lists its product as uncharacterized. Gene Ontology annotation, molecular function: carbohydrate binding. The record is from RefSeq and is a predicted model, not a curated record. Lineage: Eukaryota; Metazoa; Chordata; Leptocardii; Amphioxiformes; Branchiostomatidae. Bases 262 to 1245 code for a protein of 327 amino acids. The transcript has 5 exons.
UUAUCCGAUAUAACUGCUUAAAAACGUGAAAUUAAGGUCAUUCAGCGUCACGAAUAGAAUAUUGGCGUUAUAAAGCAUAUACAAAACACGGCAAAUGUUUUUAGUGAUUAUAGGAAACAUAAAAGCAACAGUAUAAAUUGAACCGAUGUGAGGCGUUUUGUUGCUCAAGGUUUCAAGUUGCCGUUGUUUUGUUUACCUUGAACUUCGACCUCUUAGGGGUGGGAGGGACGAGAAGUGUGUCACUGUACCCUGCAGAAAAACAUGGCGUUUGCCAGGUCUAUCCUCCGUGCCGUGGGGAACCUGAAGAAUCAGUACUUCAACGUGCACCGGCACCAGCUACUGAAGAAAGAAGCGGGCAAGAUUGCGGCCAUUUACAACGCAGAUGUACAAAAGCCACAGGUCCUGCUCUUUGAGUCGUACCAAAGCGCCCUCCGCCUGGACAUCCCCAGAUAUUCCUCCCUCAACACCGUCUUCUUCACUAGAGUCGGCCAGGAGGACUCCUUCGCCGCGUGUCGACAGAAGAAGAAGAAGAAAAGCAUCGGGAACGUGUCUGAGGAUGUGGGGCACGAAGUUUCGUUCUGCACCAGUGGCAAAUUUCUCUCCACUAACCUGAAGGACGGCAGUCCUUUAUGUGAGAUACAGGUGCCAGACCUGUACUAUGACUCAGGUGCAGACAACCCGUCCAUCCACACAGACCUGAUCCAGGACCACCUGGACAACUUCCUCCUCACCACAACUACCAUCAACGGGGAGGAGGAACCCUGUGUUCUCGCUCAGGUGGAAAUCGACAACUACACCCCUGAUGAGGUUUACGAGGUAGACUUGGAUGAUGAUUGGUCAGCCGUGGGCAACAGCGUAGCACGGCAUUACGACCAGUUCAUCUCAGUUCGCAAGAACAUGUUCCUUUUCUCCAGGGAAGAGCUGGUGCCCUGCGAGAGCCACCUAGUGACAUUCCGCGUGCACUGCAGCGGCCUGCACCCUCACGAGGAGCCCAUUGUCACAGGUGAUCUCAUCCCCCUGGGGAAGAGGGACCCUUUGCAGGGGCUGAGGAUGGAGCAUCAACAGGCUGAAGUUUGGCUGGGAUCCUGCUUCCUCCCCAAGAACAUGAACUUCACCUGGAGGAUGGCUGUGAUGAACACAGAGUCCAACACCAUCGUGCACGAAGAGGAGUUCGGUAGAUCUGGAAAUGCUGCUAACGACUUCUUCUCUGUCGGUUACAACGAUAAAGGCUGGAAAGGAGUCUAGCUUCGUGGUCGGUUUGCAGCUUUUAUAGAUUUUGCUACCAUUUGCCUCUUACAGUACUGUAAGUGUAACUAUGUAUGUGCUGAGAUUGAAAUUUUGUUAAGGUUUUCAAGUGUGGCUCCAUAUACAUGUACAAUGUAUUAGAUUCAUUGCCAAAUUGAUAUGUUCCAGGUUUUCAGUGGCAAAAUCUCCCCAAAGAUCUGUAAUUACGUUUUGUUGAUUUGUACUUCUCACAGGUGUGAUUUAAAAUGGCUUUGGCCUGAAGUCAUUGAUGACAUUGAGAUACCAGUACACUCAAGCCUGGCUAAAAAGAAUCUUAUGCAAAAAUACAUUAAAAAAUAAUCCUGUGUGCCUAUAAAAAUAAUGUGUGUAAGAAGCAACUGUGUAUAUCGUAAGUCUGUUGUAAUCAAGAGACGUCAAAAAUGAUCAACAGUCACUGUUUUUAUUUACCUUUCUGUUACAAAGACUUGUUGUAUCCAAGACUGUCGUACAAUACAAGUAAGCAUGUACAUAACAUGCCACAUUAAAACCUGUGCCGAACUCUACACAUCUAAGUUUCAGUCACUCGGCAGGACUAUCCUGGUAAUAGCAAUGUUCACUUACCACAAGGACUAUCAAACAACAGAUGCCUGUGUAUUCUGCACAGCAUUACAACAAGGGUACUAAAAAGUUAAACUGUAAAACUUAAAUGGUUUAUGGAUGCAAAACAACAGACAUCAAUACAGAUGACUGAUGUUACUCUACUACAAGUAUCUAUAAUAUCCCUCCCCAACUGAAUCUCAACACGAAGUAUCCUGAAUAUGUUUAAUACAAGCCUGGCUUUGGUUUGAAUCAUUUUUGUGGCCCCGGUCAAAAUGUCAUACAAAUACGUCCAGUUGCUUUGAAGUAGGAAGUUAGUAUACAACACCACUGGAUGAUGAAAAAGAGCAUGAAACAUUGUCUACAAAACUUACUGGUGACCACACAUGAUCUGACUAUAUACAGUGCUGACCAAAAAACACUGGAAGUAACAAAAAUGUACU